AGAAUGGAUCUGUGUGACGAUCACACGUCUCCAUAUGUGACUGCCUUGCUCGAAGUCCCCGGGAUGAAAGUGGACCAGCUCUCCGUUCGGAUCGAGAACGGCCGCCUCAUCAUCGAAGGAGAGCGACUUGGGCCGUCUCUCCAUACCAGCGCCCUCCCAUCACAACUUUCGGCCGCGGCAGACGAUGCGGCGCUCGCCGCCCUAUACCCUGUGCGCGAGCUCAAACAUGGCAAGUUCCGCCGCGAGAUCCAGAUACCCCCUGGCGUAACGGCCCUUCAUGUCACCAGCAUACUCGUCGAGGGCAUGUUGACUAUCCGGUGGCCCCGCAUGCCCACUCAAGUGGGCAAUCAGGCCCAACAACCGGCGAUACCCCUUACGCCGGUCCCGAAUACCGAGUACCCGCACGCCGGCGUGUAA
Molecule: messenger RNA, 417 nt
Organism: Epithele typhae
Lineage: Eukaryota; Fungi; Basidiomycota; Agaricomycetes; Polyporales; Epitheliaceae
Exons: 3
Source: RefSeq, a predicted model, not a curated record